AUGACGUCUCAUUUGCUUUUACUUGGUCUCUUGGUGGCGGGGUGCUCCCUUGUGUUUGCAUCGGACCCUAGUGCUCUUCAGGACUUCUGUGUGGCAGACCAAAAUAGCACAGUAUUCGUGAAUGGUUUGGUUUGCAAAGAGGCAAGGCUUGUACAACCUGAUGAUUUCUUUUAUAGAGGACUGCAACUAAUGGGAAACACUUCGAAUGCGGUUGGGUCUGCUGUGACUCCGGUGACCGUAGAAGAGCUGCCAGGACUUAACACUCUUGGUAUCUCAAUGGCACGUAUUGACUUUGCCCCACAGGGUAUUAACCCCCCACAUACACACCCUCGGGCCACUGAAAUUUUGACUGUUAUGGAAGGCCGUAUUCUAGUCGGAUUUGUCACGUCCAACCCUCAAAACCGACUCAUCACAAAAGAACUUCAGAAAGGUGAUGUUUUCGUGUUCCCAGAAGGCCUGAUUCACUUCCAAAAAAACGUGGGAAAUGGCUAUGCUGUUGCAAUUGCAGCUUUGAGUAGUCAAAAUCCAGGAGUUAUUACCAUUGCAAACGCUGUUUUUGGGUCAAAUCCCGAUAUCGCUGGAGAUAUUCUUGCGAAGGCCUUUCAAGUUGACAUCAACGUCGUCUAUCAAAUUCAAUCGAAAUUCUAG
This is a messenger RNA of Lactuca saligna, 648 nucleotides long. The record is from the annotation of a GenBank genome assembly. Lineage: Eukaryota; Viridiplantae; Streptophyta; Magnoliopsida; Asterales; Asteraceae.